Zootoca vivipara (common lizard) is the source of this 11537-nucleotide messenger RNA. The record is from RefSeq and is a predicted model, not a curated record. NCBI's taxonomy places the organism in Eukaryota, Metazoa, Chordata, Lepidosauria, Squamata, Lacertidae.
AGACUCCUGGAUGUGAUUUCGGCACCAGCUUCUCACAGGCUUUAUGCUACAUGUUAUUUUCUUUAAAUAACAAGUUAUAUAUUCAUAAGUACCAAUGGGGACUGACAUUCAUUUACAUUCCUUCACUUAAGACCCAAAGCUUUUUAAAAAUUGAUGUUGCAAAGCAGGAAACUGACUUCAAAUAGCCACCCUAAAAUGUAAUCAUUAAAUAAUAAAAGAUAUUUCAUUCAAAUAUAAACAUGUAGUUUUUUUAAAAAAAUAAAAUAAAUAGAAAUUAUCCUAUCACUCCAAGAUUUCUCCCCUUGGUGAGAUUGGUAGCCCAGUCCUGUGCAUAAAAAUGGAUCUGACCCAAAGAUGGGUCAUUCUGUUCCCAGCAGUUACCAGCCAGAACAGAUUUACUUGGAAGUAUGACCCACUGCAAUCAAUGGGCCUUACUCCCAGGUAAGUGUGCAAAGGUUUGCAGUGGUCAUUUCAUUUCUCUCAUGUUAAUGUCAUGAAUUACAGCAUGUUGUAAUUAAUUGUUCUUAAACUUUGCAAUAUAUUUAUAUCAUUCUUUAGAGAGCUCCAUGCAUGUUGAGUUUUUAUAUUAUAUCAUCUUGCUUUCAAAACAAACAAACAAACAAACAAACAAACAAACAAACAAACAAACAACUCUUUGGAGUGAUUUUGAUAAAUAUGCUGACUCUUCCAUUUUGUUAGGAUGUCUCAUAUACAGAUUUCAGCAUCUGUUUAUGCAUAUCUAUAGCAAUAUGUUGUGUGAUGUAUCUAGACUUCCGUGAGAUCGAAAAUAUUUAGACUAAAUGCCACUUACAUAGCUAUAGCAUAUUUGUUGCUUUUGCACUAAUGAGACAUCCAUAGAUAGAUAAGCUAUGAAUGCUUUAUAAAUUAGGCACUUAAACUCUUGUAUUUUUCGCAUAGAGAUUUGUUGCUAAGGCAUGGUGCAGUCGUUGAGUGAAUCUUGCUAUUUCUCUGGACAUAAUCUAUAUUUCAGACAUGUGUCAGUGCAUUUUAUGAGGCUUGCCCCCUAGAAUCCUGGGAAUUGUAGUUUGGUGCUGCUGUGGAUAAUUCUUUAAUAGAUUCCUAGUCCCAAUCUCAGAACUGCAUUUCCCAAGGCUCUUUGUGGAGAAAAAAUUACUAUUGCAUGAGGAGUGUGGCUGUGUUGAUGGGUGAGUGUCAGUGACCUAGGUUUCACCUCAUAGUAUUCCUCACAUUUCCCUAAUUACUCCCUAGCUGUCUCCUGAACCCCUCAAUUGCUCCUUCUAAUCUCCUUCUCACUCACCUUGUUUCUCCCAAAGUCCCACCUUUUGCACUCUCUCUGCCUCUUCAAACUAGUUCCCUUGUUUUGCUCCCUCCCCAUUUCUUCCUGCUCUUAUGCUCUUUUGCCUCCCAAAUCUUUUUCUUUCUAUCACCAUUUCUCAUGUCUUGCCUCUUCCUUGGCUUUCUUCACUUCAUCUUUUCUGUCUGUUCCCCCCCCCCCUUCAACUCAAUCCAUUCUGCGCAUCCCUUACUUUGUCUCUUUGAUAACUUCAGCUUCCCUUUUGUCCUAAAACCAAUACCACAAAUGCCUUGAUAUGUUGCUGCUGUUGCUCCUGUAGCUUCCACCAACUUCCCCUCUGCUGGCCUCGUCUUUUAAAUACAUAGUUUUAUCGAUUUCCAGUAUAGAAUAAUUACAAAAGAGAGAGAUAAAAGGAUACAAAAACAAAAUCCCAACUUGUCCCCUUCCCUCCUCCAGGACAGAUUAAUCUAGUUAAAUUUUCCAAAGUCUAAUCUGUGAUUUUGGCAGUUGCCAUUCUUCAAUAUUAUCAGUAAAGUAUUUUAUAAAAGGAGAAGGAGAAAGUGGUCAUGGCUGCUGCUCAAGCUGACCCCAGAACCGUGACCUAUAGAACACUCCAACACAGAUUUUUGUGGGGAACUCAGACCACCCAGUUACCCAGCUUACUAAUGGAAAAACACAAGCGAGCACUGGCCUGACUUCAACAAUAAUGGCCACUUGGCCCUGGAGCUACUAUGAGAAAGCCAUCGAGCAACACAACCUGAAUGACCUCUUAACAAUCACAAAGAAACCUACCAAACCACCCAGCCCCAGAUUGACACUACACAUGAUCUAGUCCAAGGUCAACAAGAAGACCAAAAUGGCAUCAAUUAAGGGGAAGACAGAAACCAAAGAGACCACAACUUGCCCAGAUAGUGAAUACAAAACAAUACCAAAACCGGACCCGAAGGAACUUGAAUUGAAACUGAAAGAAGCCAUCUGAUGCUCUCUAAUGGACUAUGCAAAACCUGAAAGAACCCAAUGACUCCCCUGGAGCAGCAGAUCAAAGAACUGAACUCCAAGAUGGAAAUUCUUACAGGUACCAUCUUCAAAUGCAAGAAGUACAAAUAGUCCAUGUCUAGAAGUAAAACAAAUAUAGGAGAUAAACUAGCUGCUUUGGAGAACUGCCUCCAGAAGCUUCCCCAGCUUCCCCAAAGAAGUGGGGAAGAGAGACCCAGCAGGCUCUGGAGCAAUAGAAAACAUGUUUGCUGCAUCAUCCAUAUGACAGCCCUUCAGAUAUUUGAAGAUCCUGUCUCCUCUUAAUUGUCUCUUCUCCAGACUGAAUGUGCACAACCCUUGCUUCUCAGUACUUAGUUUCUAGAUCUCUUGUCAGCUUUCCUCCUUGUGCACAAUCUCUGCUUGUUUCCUCUUAUGUGUCCAUGACAGUCAUUUGGAAACCUGUUGCUUUAUAUGGGAAAACAAUUCCAGGAAGAAACAGUGUACUGUAAUUUGAAGGAACUUCUACAUUAGCAUGCUUUGAAUGCUAUGUUGAAUGGAUUUCUCCAGAGCUCCUCACCAGUCACAUUCCUUAUUUUGUGUUUUUGGGGCAUCUGAACUUUUAUCAGCUCUAUGCUGAUGUUUUCCCCCUGUUAAUAUGCUUGACAGCCUAGAGAUCUAAAUCAGAAAGCUUAUUUUACUUUAGCAGACUAUUUCCCAGAAUGGAAUUCUGCAAUUUGAACUAUUUACAAUAUUAGAGGUUUUCACAAAAUGCCUGACCCCAUUGCCUGCUCAUUUGUAAAAGAAGAUGUAUACAUUUAUCUGUGUAUACAUGACUGGCUCAUUAAAGCAAGCUCCAAGGAGGCAAUCAAUUCACAUUGAUCGCAUUCUCACACUACUGUAACCUUUUUCAUAAUAAACGAUGAGAAAAUCUCUCUACUGUUCGGUGGCCCUGGAAUAGGUAAGAGUCAUGACCACUAGAAAUUAGCAACAGACUUCAUGCCUUGGUGUUUCCUAUAGCCAGCUGUGCUCUAAACUGUGGAGAACUCAAAUCCAAUGUCCAUACCUUAUAAAUAGUGCAGUUACUAGAAAUAUGAAAACUCUGUACUUCAUGGCAAGGUGUGUGUAUGACGUGGGUCGGGGAACAGGAAGAAAUAUGCUGGAAUCAGGGAGGAAAGAAGGAAUUUUCUUUUUUUCUUGGUAGAACAUUUUCUGGCCAGUUGGCACUGUCAGCAUCUAUUCUAGAGCAUCAAGAACCCAUGAGUCUGUGCAUCCUUAUGCCUGAUGCACCUCAGCGUUCCAUAAGUCCCACCUGAUCCAAGCAAGACAAUUCCUUAUUGUGAGUCAAGUUAAGAAGUUAAGAACCCAAACCAGGAGACUUUAUACCAGCUCGCAACAGGGACUUGUUCUUAUGUGAUGUCCACCAAACUUAACAAGGCCAAUAAUAUUUCAGAAACCAUUGAGAAAUAAUGUGUGAUGAUUUCAUCCAGCACUUAUUCAUUAAAUACAGUCUACUCUAGGUGCAGACAUACUGAUCUUAUUUAUGUGAUCUGAUUAUGGGUGCUGGUGGAGAGAGUUUAUUGCCCCACUUCUUAGUUUUCUCAUGGAUAGCUUGUACCUUGUUAAAAAAAAUUAAGAUUUUCCAAAAAUUUGUCUAGUCACAGGUCUCAGUGGUUUCCAGAGGCACUAAUUGAACUAAUUUAAUUUGAUAUUGUUCCUCACAAUCUUGGUACAGUACUACUUAAGGCUCCCCAGUUUCCCGUUUUUUAAAAGUGCCAGAUACUGUAUUUCCAAUGAUAAUUUUUCAUCAGUAGUCAAAUCCACAACAAAAAUCUUUGUGCCACAUCUUUCUACUACUGCUUCUUCCUACAGGUUGGAUGCAGAGGAAACAAGGGAGGAAGUGAUUUUUGCUGAUUCCACCUUCCGUCUGCAACAUUUCCACAAACAGAGGGAGUCCUUCUCAUGGAAGGAACAUUGUGGUUCUAACCUUUUAGCUUUGGAAGUGACUUCUAAUUUGGAAGCUGAUUUAACAGAGGCAAGUGGGCAAAUGGAAACCUUGCACAGCAAAUGCAAUGAUCUGGCAUCUCAGUUGGGUGUUAAGCAGACUGAACUAACUCAAAAAGAUUUGGAUGUGGCCAGAACUAGGAAGGAGUUGCAGGAGCUGCAGAAUCUCUACAAACAAAACACUGAACAUGCAGCACAGCAGGCAGAGCUGAUCCAGCAGCUUCAGGCUCUCAAUAUGGAUACACAGAAAGUACUGAAAACUCAGGAAGAUGCUCACACAGCUGAAACAAUAUCAUAUCAAAAACUUUACAAUGAAUUGACCAUAUGUUUUGAGAAACUCAAAGCAAGUGAGUUGGCGCUCCGGCAAAGUCAAGCUUCUCUCCAGAAUCAACUACUUGAAAAAGAACAACAUAUCAGUCAGCUGGAAGAACAACUUCAACAGGCUCUCAGCUCUCUGUUUUCAAAACCCGAAAGUCCUUCAAAACAGAGAAAAGAGGAAUUCCAGCAGUAUUCUUUAAGUGAGCUAGAAUAUCUCAUACUAUCACAAAAAUCUGAAAUAAAGCUUUUGAAAGAAAAAUUGAAAAGAGCAAAUCAUACACUAGCAGAUCAUAGCCUUUGCAGCAGAGAUUUCUUGGAUUGCAUCAGUGUUAAGGCUGGGAAGAAAUACAAGGAACCACCUGUGAAACGUUCAAGGUCUCUGUCCCCAAAGAGCUUUGUGAAAGAGUUGGAGGAAUUAAGAAGGCUUAAAAUAGCUGAAAGAAAGAUUGAAAACUUAGAAAAGACACUGCAGCUAAAGAUCCAAGAAAACGAUGAGCUGAGGCAAACCCAUGAAAAGCGCAAAAAGAGGCUGCAGAUGUUACAGACCAACUACAGAGCAGUAAAAAAGCAAUUAAAACAAUGGGAGGAAAGCUAUAGCAAGCCUGGAAGCGGCAAAAAUGGAAAGGAGCGUUCUCAUCCCCGGCAGCUGUGUCAAGAAGAUUCUGAUGCUGUGUGGAACGAGCUGGCGUAUUUCAAAAAGGAACACAAAAAGCUAUUGAUUGAAAAACUGAAUUUAGAGGAAGAAUUGGAUCAGAUGAAAGUAUAUACAUCUAGGGAUAAAGCUACAAUACAAGAACUGAAUAUAUGCCUGCAACAAGAAAGAGAAGAGCUGCUCUUUAGACUUGGUGAAGAGGAUGGGGUCAAGAACAGUACUCCAAAGAAGAAUGUGAAAGAAAUACCAGCACAGACAUUACUGAAGGUUUUGGAACUGGAAAGAAGGCUAAAGAGUUUCGAGAGAGAAUCAAGGAGAUUGAAGGAAAUCAACAAAGAGUUAACGAAAGGUAACAGUGAUCUGAAAGCAUUGCUCAAACAGGAGAACGAAGAAGCAGAGGGCAGGGAGAAGGAGCUGGAGAUGCUACUGAAACAAAUCAAAGAAGACCACAAGGACAAAGCAGACCUGCUGCUACUGAUAGAUGGGCUACAGAGAGAGGUUGCCUCUCAGAAGAGGCAAGUGGCAGAAGCAAACUCGCUGAGAGAUGAAAACGAGGAUCUACUGAGUCAAGUGAGACAAUUGCAGAGUUCGCUGGACAGAGCAAGGGCAGUGCCUUCCAUGGCCAACGCGGAGGCAUCCUGUGGGCAAUGUCUGUGUAAGAGUAGAAGUGCCAAAGUUAAGUUGAAAACAGGGAAGAAGAAAAGCUUAGUGGGAUAUCACCAGUCUCUUCUCAAUCAGUCCAUCAAGGCUAUGAGUGGUGUAUUUGAGAACUUCAAUAAGGACGGCUGGGAGGAUGUGAGUGAAAGCAGUGACUCUGAAAUACCGGUUUCCGAAAAUCUGGGGACAAUAACUGCAAAAAGAGCACAGGAUAGUCCACUGACAGACAAAAAUGACCAACAGGAACAAAAUAAGGUGGAAGAUAAUUGCAUGCCUCCAAACAGUGUGCAUUUAGAAGGCCCAAGCAAAAUAUGCUACAAAAAGCAAAAGAAAGAAACAGAAGUAGUUCCUUUCCACAGAAAGAAGAUAUUGCAUUCAGCUCUCAUCCCAAGUAAAGUAAACAGAGAGAAGAGAAGUAUCGUGGGUCAGAAACCUGGCUGUGCCAUUUCGCUCAGGGGACGGAUUACAUCCUUACAGCAGCAGUUAGCCAUUCUUCAGAAUUCGAAAAAGACAGCCAUGUCAUCUCUCAAAAAGUCCAGGGAAACAAAUAAAAAAUUAACAUCCCAGCUGCAUCUUGUUGAACAAAGACUUCAGACCAGCAAGCAAACUAUUCAGACACUGACAUCCAACCUGGCUGAGUUGCAGCGAGAAAAAUCAGAUUUACAAGGGAAGUUGGACCACCUGACCCAGUCUAUGAAAGUGAGAGAGGGUCUGUCUCCUGUGAUAUCUGGCCCUACUGGAAUGACACCAGCAACUCCAUCAAAGAAUGUAGAUUUGGAAAUGAAGCAGCUGCAGUGUAAACUGAAGAAUGCAAAUAAUGAAAUCACUAAACAGUCAUCAACCAUUAAAUCUUUGAAAUAUGAAGUCCAGCGAAAAGAAGAACAGAUGCGGGAACUACAGGAAAAGAUUUCUCGAAUGGAGAGAGACCUAAGUAUGAAAAGGAAUUUAAUAGAAGAUUGGAAGCUGCGCAUGAAAGCAAAUCAGGAAAAAGAAAAAAGCUUUAAUGAAAAACUACAAACUCUUGAAGAAAAGGUAAAGUCAUUGACGGAAGAUUGUUCAAACAAAAAAACAUCAAUUGAUUCACUAAAGCAAAGGCUUAAUGUAGCUACAAAAGAAAAGGCACAAUAUGAGCAGAUGAAUCGCAAAGCUAAGGAGGAGCUGGAGAAAAAGGAGCUUAAACUCGCCAAUCUAGAAGCUAAAAUGGCUGAGGCAGAAUGUGCCAUGACAGAACUCGAAACCACCGCCUCUCAGCAACUUCAUGGCUUGGCAAAGCAAAGUGAACAGGCACUUGAAGUACUGCAGAAAAAAUUGAUGAUGUCCAAUGACAAGGUGGAAGAGUUCGUUACCUUUGUGAAGAGUUUGGCCACAGAGUUGCAGUCUAGUGUGAAAGAGAUGAGAACGCAAAUCAGAUGUAGGAAAAAAAUGCAAGAAAACAAAAAAUGCAACAGCGUUUCCAAGGCGUCUGUUCACCGAGCCCAGCACGUGGCAGCAUCCAUCCUUAAUAUUUCAAAGACUGAUUUAGACAAUUUACUUGAUGUUGAGGAUGAUGAGGAAACACAACAGAUGAAAAUGGAAUAUGAAAACGACAAAGAAUGGAUGGGCUACUUACAGAAGCUUCUUGAAGGACAGUUUCCUUUUGCUUCGUAUUUAAUGGAUGCAGUGCUGGAAAAACUAAAUGAGCAGAAAAAGCUGGCGGAAGAAUACAGUUCUCUUGUGAAACAAAUGACCUAGGUGUUGCUGAACAGAAUCUUGAAAGAGAGAAAGGGGACUCUUUCCCCCUCCUGUUUUUGGUUUUGCACUUGGACUUCACUCCUGAUUUUGGCUCAUACCAACGACCAGUUCACAAUCUGUAGCAGCAGGUGCAUUUGCUGCAUUCACAAAAAAGUACAGCAAAUAUGAAAAGGAAAGAUACACACCUAUGUAGACAUGGCAAACAUACCUGUUCUCAUUAAGUAUGAAGCAGCCAUUGGCAACGUUGCCAUCAAUGGGUCUUCUAAGUAAACAGGCGUAAGAUUUGGCUGUAGAUCUCCCUUCUUAUUUGCUAGCCACCUUCUACACAAACACAUUUCUAAGCAUUAGCUGCAGAGCCAUUUGUCACUGGUUAUGCUCCCAAGUCCUAUAGAAAUAGUGUAAGCAUUUUGCCCAAAGAUUGCCUUCAAGCAAUUAAAAAUUAAAUUUAUUUUGCCAGUAGAAAGUCUGGAUAAAGCAAGAUGCACUUGCAGAGGUCGUCUUAAGAGCAGUUCCUAGCAAAUAUGCCUGGAGUUGAUGGGAGUUGUAGUCCAAAAAUGGUAGAGGCUGCAUUACACAACCGGCAUCGCUAAGCACAAUCCAUUAGGAACUUGAGCAGCUUCUUUUCUUGCACAGCUCCUGAUCAUUUGAAUGGUGUGUGCACAGGACACCCCCUAGGCAACAGUGACAUACGUUCAGAAAAGCAGGAGUGCAAAUUUUAAUAUAAUUCAUUAAAACUGAAGUGAGUGCCCUUUGAAAACCCUCGAUUAUGGCUAACCUAAUAGACAGCUUCAAAAUUCUCUUUUUAUGUGAAGCAACAGCAAAAAGAAUACAAGGCAUGGUUAAUGAAGAUUUUUAGGGACCAUUCAGCAAACAUGUGCUUCCUAUUUGUUCGGUUUGUGUGUUUUUUAACUGUGAAAGUGUAUUAAGUGUGCAAUGUAUUUAAUUUUAUUUAAGAAACAUUUUAUUUGAAUAAAUGAUUUUGAGUUGAACUUUUUAUCUAGGAAAUCCCUGAAAAAAUAUGUUUCUCUUCAUUUCUCCGUCCCUCUGUCUCUCUCACACACAUAGCUGUAGUAACAUUUUGUAAUAAUAGAACUAUCAGUAAUAUGCUUGAAAAUAGAGGUGCAUAAAUGAGCACAUAUUGACCCUACACCUUUAGGACAGGGAUAGCAAAUGUGGGACCCUCCAUAUGGUUUGAGCUACAACUUGUAGCUCCCUGACCACUGGCCAUUCUGGCUGGGGCAUCUCACCACAUUGGCGACCCCUGAUUUAGGGGAUCACAGUGUGGGCAGGUGCUUAAAAGGGCCUCUUAGUCAUGUGGGAGCUGUUUCCCCAUGGAAUCAGGAGAGCACAUGGCAUGAAAUAAAUGCCAUGUUUGAGACCCAUGCCAUCAAUUGCACACCCAUGGCUGGGUCAAGAAAAAACGCCUCCCACACAACUACAAUAUUAUUUAAAGACCCGUUGGAUUAUUUCCUAAAGAGGAUGAUCCCUUUAGAACAAAGUACAUGCUUACAGCACAGACAAAAUAUUCGGCUACUGGUAAAUUGCUUCUGUAUGAACAAGAUUCUGAAGACUGCUUGACAACUUGUUCUAGUCUUCCAAUAUAAAGCAUUUUCUUUUAAAAUGCCUUUGGAGAUAUGCUCAAGGAAAUGAAACUGUGGUGUGCCUUGGUUGGUUGGUUGGUCAACAGAAGUUCCAGGUCAACACUUGGUAUUUUCUUCAAGGAGUUUGGCAUGGCAGGAUGGGGCCACCCAUUCAAUUAUUUAAUUAGAACAACAUCAGAACACUUAUAAACAGUUGCAUAUGCUAUUGCUAUUUCUACAGACGAAUUUUAUGUCUGGUUUAAAAAGAGACUGAAUUUCGUAACCAUAAAUGCUGUUCAGCACCGCAUUAUUUUUUGUGGUGUAGAAAAUUGAGCAGACAUGCUUUGAGUGCUUAAGCUUAUCUGUGAUGUGAAAUACCUGCACACCCUUCAGACGGUUUAAUGUGUUAUCACAUCUGCUAUUUAUUUAAUUCAGUAAAAAGAGUAUAAGAAUAGCAUGAUGGGAAAUUCUCUGAUUCCACCCAAUCACAACUUGCCCAUAAAGCUAGAACUAGUACAAACAUCUAUCUACACUUGCUUGUAAAUAUAUAUAUAUCAACAUUUCCUCAUCCCAACCCACCACUUUUCACAUUUCUGGUUGCCUCCAAUAUUUUUGUUGACCAGCUGAAAUAACUUUGGAGCAAGCUGCAUUUUACAGGUACUUUGUGCAUCGCCUCUCAUUAUUUCCGCACCUAAAUGAUGGCCUCACCUAGAAUGCAGACCAAUCGUCUGAUUUACUUUCCUCCCCUUCCUCCUCAUUGCUUAUAAAUUUUUCCCAAUUGAUCCUGUUUUCGGAUUGAUUCUAGACUCCUUCACAAAGUGCGGAGAAAUAUUGUCUUUGGAUUAUUAUAAAUUCUGGGCCAAAAAAAAAGUUUGCUUCCCUCCUGACAUACUUUGAAAAAGUAUGGAGAGAAAAAGGAGACCCAUCAAGAGAUGGAGGGUGAACAGCUGUAAACAAAAAACAAAAAACCAACCCCUUCUAUAAAGGAGAACUAAAUCUGCUGUUAGGGGUCCAAGAGCUGAGCUGCAUGCGCAGUAAAAUCUUGUUACACUGAAGUGGGAGAUUGCAUAUCUGAAUCCUGCACAUAGAUUCCAGCUGGCACACUGGAAACAAAUAAUUGGCAUAGGCUUUUCCACGAGUUGGUAAGCAGUCUGAAAUGGGCACGCCACAUAAUUUAGCUGAACAUGUAGACCAGCCGUUAGAAGGAUUACAAUCAUAGAUCUGAAACUCUAGAACGGUGCCACCCCAACUUUUUCUUACCCCAUGAACUAUUUGAAAAUUGCUGAGGGUCUUGGUGAACCAUUUAAUGGUUUUUCUGCCAGUUGUAGAAAUUGCAGUGCACUGUACUUGGCAUUAUUUGAUUUUCAGCUUCUUAAUGAACAUACCAUGGACCAUCUGAACAAAGUUCACAGACAACCAGUGGUCCACAAACCACAGUUUAGGAAUCCCUGCUCUAAAAGGCUCCUGGGAGCUUAUCUUACGGUCUGUUGCCUCAGAGUAUGCCUGAAUAAAUACAUGAAAACUAGGGCUGGGUGAUAUAUCGAUAUAUUGUCCAAAAUGGGUUUGAAGUCCUUAUCGUGAUAUCACUUUCAUCAUUAUUGACCUGGCAAUAUAUCAUGAAUUGUGUGUGUGCCAUGCAAAAAUCACAAUGUGGAAAAAACCAGGAAAGCCAUCCAAUGCCUCUUUGUAGCUCCAUCCUUAUUUCAGACAUUGUGAUGUAUCAGUAUAUCGCGAUGUUGAAAACCAGAUAUCGCCCAGCCCUAAUUAAAACAUGCCUAGAAUAGUUUAAAAUGAAUUGGAAUCAUCCCAGGGAUCAUAGGAAAGAUCCUUAAAUUACAGUAGCAGCACAAGAAUUAGAGUAAAUGCCUUUCAUACAGCAACAGAUCUUACAGCUUCAAGAAUUUGUCAGGUGGAGUGGCUGAACAGCUGAAACCCUGGGUGAGGAAUCUGUGUCCCUUCAGAUAUUCUUAAAUUAUCAGCCUGGCAUGUCCAGUGGUUAGGGAUGAUGGAAAUGGGAGAAUCCAACAAUAUGGAGGAGGGCAGGUUUACCACCCUUGGCUUAAAUUUCCCACCUUUGUUAGAUUUAAGCAAGACCAGUUCAUUCAUUUCAUUUUUACAGGAAAAUGCAACUUCAAGGCAGGGUUGCCAGCCUUUAACCUCCUGUCCUCAAACAGAAUAUCCUUUGCCCAGAGCGUCUUUGACAGCUUCUGAACUUCUCUUAAAAAUCCAAUAGUGAAGAUUCUACAACUUUCUUUAGCCUCAGUCUUGUACUGAUUAAUGAAUUAGUUUUGUCAGUGGGUAUGGACUAAAGAGGCAUAAUUAAUACUAUACAGUAUAAACUGUUCUU